CCCCAGCUCGGCAAUGCGGUGAACGCUAGCGGGGAUGUGAACGGCUCAAUCACCGCCUCCGCUGCCUCUAAUGAUCAGGCUGACAUGAUCUUUGACGAGCUCUGUGCUCCACGCAGCCUAGGCUCGAUCGAUCCCGAGACCGGCCUCUGCUCCAACUUCGGUUAUCUCCUCACCAAGACUUGUCUGAUGCCCAGAGACCCCAGCAUAAUGGGCUCCAUCGUUUCGGCCUUUAAGCGAGCCCAAGACUGUCCGCCACGAGACCGCCUUCUUCGUCUCCGUUCGCUGUUUGCUGCCUCUACCAGUACUCUCAGUUACGGCGAGUGGAAGGGCGCCUACUCUGACACCUCUAAGGUACGCUUUUUCACCUUUGAACCUCUUCUCUCCCCUUGCCGUCAUCCUGGCUUUGCUUGUUUCGGCCACUACUGCCGCACUUGUUGA
Messenger RNA from Dibothriocephalus latus, 438 nucleotides. The record is from the annotation of a GenBank genome assembly. Lineage: Eukaryota; Metazoa; Platyhelminthes; Cestoda; Diphyllobothriidea; Diphyllobothriidae.